Messenger RNA from Salarias fasciatus (jewelled blenny), 3923 nucleotides. Its product is annotated as pleckstrin homology-like domain family B member 3. The record is from RefSeq and is a predicted model, not a curated record. Lineage: Eukaryota; Metazoa; Chordata; Actinopteri; Blenniiformes; Blenniidae.
AGAAAUCCCGUGUGAGUGCGGAGGAGAACCGGCGGAGUCCGAAGUUUAAAGUGAAGAGGUCACAGGGACUGAUCAUUGGUGAAACUCUCCUCCCGAGCCUGCGCCCUCCUCCUCUUCCUCCUCCCUCUCCUCCGUCUCGCGCCUUCAGCACGAGCUCACCUGUUGACACGGAGCAGCCGCGCGAGCUGCCUGUCGCGUCCCCCCCUCCCCUCCGACAGCGAGGGGUUUGAAUGGAGGUAAAACACCCGCCGGAGGACGUCAAAGCGGCUGUCAGCUCCACAACAAGCGACCACAAGAGGCGGCGGGACUCCCAGCGCCCCGCAGAGUGCGUGAAGUGACGCUCCGCCGUGUUGUUCGCGCUUCUUCCACCUUUGCCUUCAUGUUUUGAAGUCCACGGCCGUUUUUUUUUUGUUUUUUUUCGCCAGUUGGUAGAAAUGCCCCAACAUACCAUGGAGAACUCCCGGAGUCAGUGGGAGCAGGGUCUGCGGCCGCCGUGGAUCACCAGGGUGAUCGGGGAUCAGAGUCCCGCCUCCUCGGGGGCCGAGUCGGACACGGAGAGCAGCAGCACGGAGAGUGAGAGGUCCUGCAUUAAAAAGCUGGAGAGUGGCUCACGGAGGGUUUUACCAUCGUCUUCAAUGCUCCAACAGCGAAUCACAGAGAUCGACCAACAGAAAGAAGAACUGAAGAUUGAGCUGCAGCUGGAGAUCGCCCUGCUGCAGGGAGAGCUGCAGACAGAGAAGAAGCAGCUGCAGCGACACACGCAGAAGCUCCAGGCUCUGCAGGAGGCGGCCAGGCAAAGAGACAAGGGCAAGCACACCGACAGACAAAAGGAGCGAGAGAACCUGGAGCAGGAGAGACGCAGGGUGGAGGAGCUGAAGAGGAGCUAUGAGGAAAAACAGAAGCUGAUCCCGACUCAGCCAGAGAGUCAGAAAGAGCAGCUGACAGCGCAGCUGCAACAGGAGAAAGAGGCGAUGGAGGCCGCGGUUCGGGCUUUUGACGACUGGGAGUUUCGUGUUCUGGAGCGAGAGAGCGGCAUCGACGAAGAAGACGAGAGCGAGGAGGACAAAGAUAAGGAGGCGGCGAGCCGAGCAGAGGUGGAGAAGGAAAUCUUAUGUCAGCAGCACGCGGUCAACAACGCGCAGGGGCGAGUGGAGCAGUUGGAGAAGCAGCUGAAGGAGAUGGAGAGGGAGAAGGAGAGGGAGCUGAACUGCUUGAGGAAAGAGAGGAGAGAACUCGUCCAGACAAACCAAACGGUUCUCAAAGACAAGAAGCCGCUCACUGAUUGGUCGAACAUCACCGGCUCCGCCCCCUGCAUGAUGUCUCUUUCUCCUCUGACCGUCCAACCUCCUCAGGAACCAUGCAAAGAAACCACCAGCCUGCCUCGAAGACGGAGCUCAAACCGACACAACAGAGCCAGCGACCGGCCGCUCUCGGCACAGGUGUUUGUGAGGGCGCCUCCAGACAGUCAGACCCCCGAGGGCUUCUCUUCCCCGCUCUCCCCCCAGAGGCUGAGCAACGGACACAGCAACGGGCACAGGCCGGCCAUCGGUAACGGUGGAGGUUUCCUUCCUCCGUGCAACAGCACAACAAGCUCUAGAGCUGCCAGCCCGUGCCUUUUGGAUCUGGUGGAGAUCGAGAGGAAGCUGCGUGAAGCCAAAGCGGAGAGAGAGAGGCUGCUCAGAGAGCGGGAAGAGCGACGGCUGCUGUUGUUGGAAGAAAAACGAAAAAAGGAGCAAAACUCUCUAAGACCAGAACCAGAAGACGCAGAGACACCUCGAAGGCCAGAACCAGAACCGGAACUCCCCAGAGAGGAACCAAAGGCCGUUUAUUCACCAAAUUCCCCCGAGCAGCGCAGCCUGCCCCUCUUCCUCUCCCCGAACUUUGACCUGCGGGCCCACGUGGAGUCUCUGGGUCACGGGGUUUCGGCCUGCACGGACCUGCGGCUCACGCCUCGACGCUGCGCCGGCUUCCUGACCAAGCGAGGGGGGAGGGUCAAGACCUGGAAGAAGAGGUGGUUUCUGUUUGAUACGGACCACAAACGACUGGCCUACUAUACAGACUGUGAUGAGAGGAAGUUAAAGGGAGUCAUCUACUUUCAGGCCAUCGAAGAAGUUUAUUACGACCAUCUACGCACAGCUGCCUCUUCUCCGCGGCCCAGUCUGACGUUCUGUGUCAAGACGUACGACCGUCUCUUCUUCCUGGUGGCCUCAAAUCCGGUGUCCAUGCGGAUAUGGAUGGACGUCAUCGUCACGGCGACAGACGAGCACUGCCGCUAUUGACCUCCGGGACUGUGAAACUCUCGAAGCUGCCUUACUCUGACAGACGGCCGUUCUUCGCUCUCUCGGCUGUCUGAAGAAGCCUUCGGCUCAUCGUGAACCGGACUCGUGGAUAAAAAGAGGCGGAGUCACCGUGGUUGUGGUUUCCAGAUGUGUUUGGACACGGCGGAGGAGGAGGUUACCCACCGAGUGAUGGCUAUCAGCAAACCGUCUGCAGCUCCCCUCAGCAGCCUGCACACUGGAUGUUUGUUACUAUGAGGUUUACACUCUCUGAGUCAGAGCGCCCCCUGCUGGCCACAGGACUGAAUCACAAAGCUGAAGCUCACUGCACGACCAAACACUACAACAGCUGCUGGCGUGCACACCAGCACGAUUCUGCACAAACUAACACCCAAAACCCAGUAAGGAUGAUAAUCAUGAAGUUUAUCUGGACUUUCAGAGAAAGGAAGAGGCGGAACACUGUGGCUACAUACUUUUUUAAUUAUUGGAUUGCUUCAUAUUUUCAUGUGUUUUCCAUGAAUACAUCUGCAUCUUAUGUCAGUGUUUUCACCUCAGGCAGAUUGUAUAUACGAUUUUAAAGGUUAUUUAUUAUUUUAAAAAUUUAUAUGGGGUUUGAUUUGCAAUACCGGAGAAAGAACACUGUUAUGAAUGCACUAUUAAAUGUUUACUCAUGAAAAAUCCUUGGUUGUCUCUGAUUACUCACAUUUUUUGGGGGGGGACUCAUCACAUUAUGUAUUUAAAUAAACGGUUUGGGAAUCACAUUUUUAAUUAUCAGCUGUUACAAUUGUGAACACAGGGCAGCAGUGUUCCCUCAAGCAUCAAUGAGCAGCUUUGACUCACCGACAGUUUAUGGCAAUUAUGGAAACAAUUGAAUCUCAUUCUAUCACAUAACCUCUCUAAGACUCAUCGUGUAUCGUUAUUUUAAUGACCAUGCAUGUGGAAUUGAUUGCCGUGAAAUGAACUCAUGAAUACAGAAACGUGGAAGGAUGUAUCAGUGACUUCCAACAUGAGCCCUGUUACAUAAUCCUCCCCGAUCAGUGGACCUGAAACUCUCACUUUUCAUUGUGUUUUCCUGAGUGAAUUUGUGAUAUUAAGUAUUUUUUUUAAUGUAGCUUAAAAGUCAUCUUGCUUGUUAAAAUGUUCUGAGAUUGGAAAGUAUCUGCUUGAUUUCCCCAUGAAUAUAGCCGAGGAACAGAGUGUGUGAAGCCCCUGUUGUUGUGCUGUGAGCCCCUCCCAGACUCACUGUACAACGGCUGAGUGUGACAUCCACACAGACUCAUUCCCUCCGACCCUUCAAUGCUGGUAAAACUUGUACUUUUCAAUUAUUUAUCGAUUCAAAAAUGUUAGAUGCCUGAAUGUCACUUUUUUAUUAAAAACACCAGCUCAGGAGGUGUGUGAAUAGCUUUCAUUUCUGCUCCAUCUACGCUGAAGGUAAGGCUGCAUUUCUAUCUACAGUGACAGUUUCCACAUUACUUGGUACAUUUUGGAAAAUUAACUCAAGGGGUAUUUUUGGGAACAAAAUUAGAAAAAAAAAGAACUUUACUUUUCCACUUCUCAGUUCCACACUUGCCUGCUUUCACUCCACUUUUUAAUCUACUGUAUUUACUCAUGCAGCACAAUUCUUCACACAAUUUGCUAAUUACACAA